AUGUCCAUCGAGAAUCUUAAGACCUUCGACCCGUUCGCGGAAGCCGAUGAAGGCACCGGCGAGAAGUCCUCAGCGCAGUCCCAGGACUACAUCCACAUCCGUAUCCAGCAGCGCAAUGGACGCAAGACCUUGACCACCGUGCAGGGUCUGCCUAAGAAGUUCGACCAGAAGAAGAUCCUCAAGGUCAUCAAGAAGCAGUUCGCUUGCAAUGGAACCAUAGUCGCUGACUCCGAAAUGGGUGAGGUCAUCCAGCUCCAGGGAGAUCAGCGCAAGGACAUCCAAGACUUCUUGACCAACAAGAAGGAGGGCCUUGGUCUUGAUGCAAAGACCAUCAAGGUCCACGGUUUCUAA
Messenger RNA from Didymella exigua CBS 183.55, 351 nucleotides. Its product is annotated as protein translation factor SUI1. The record is from RefSeq and is a predicted model, not a curated record. The coding region runs from base 1 to 351 and encodes 116 amino acids. The transcript is spliced from 3 exons. Gene Ontology annotation, cellular component: eukaryotic 43S preinitiation complex. Gene Ontology annotation, biological process: translational initiation. Gene Ontology annotation, molecular function: ribosomal small subunit binding; translation initiation factor activity; RNA binding. Lineage: Eukaryota; Fungi; Ascomycota; Dothideomycetes; Pleosporales; Didymellaceae.